AUGAGCGAUAAUAUCAACGACGCCGCUGGCAAUCGUCCUGCCGGUAACCCUCUUGCAGGCAAUCCAUACACCGCACUCGCAGGGCAGCCUCCUGAACGCUAUACAAGAGCUAUUCUUAAAGGUCGUCAUGUCGGUGCCCUCAUCGACGAUGAACUUAUACAUCCUGAUAUUGACGAUGCUAAUACUAACCUGUGGCGCUCUCACAGCGAAGCAGCCGCAGUUAUCCUCCUGAACGGCCUUUCGAAAGACCUAUACAACAAGAUUAAAAUCGGCCGUGAUAAGGAAGAUAUUCGCUUUACAGACGAUAUCUGGCGAAUUCUCCACAAUACGUGCAAGGGCUACGGUAUCUAUACCGGGACCACUACAUAG
Molecule: messenger RNA, 369 nt
Organism: Penicillium manginii
Lineage: Eukaryota; Fungi; Ascomycota; Eurotiomycetes; Eurotiales; Aspergillaceae
Exons: 2
Coding region: 1-369 (122 amino acids)
Source: RefSeq, a predicted model, not a curated record